GCAGCGAAGGGCUAUAUCUGCGGCACCACUGUCACUUUCACGACCACACAGGGACAUGUACUGACGCCGAGGGGAGGACUUGAUCGUAACCUGCUCUCGAAGGCGGCAAAUUGAUUCCAGCAUCAUUUUUUUGUGGAUUAUUAUUUAUUUUCAACAACAACAACAACAACAACAACAACAAAAAAGCCGACGAUGGAGGAAUCCAGCUCACAUAAGUUGGUUUGGGACGGCGACGCCAAAGCAGUGCAGCAGUGUCUAACGGAUAUAUUCACCAGUGUUUAUACCACAUGUGACAUUCCGGAAAAUGCCAUUUUCGGUCCUUGUGUUUUGAGCCACACGUCGUUGUAUGACAGCAUAGCCUUCGUAGCGCUCAAAUCAACGGAUAAACGAACUGCGCCAUACAUAUUCCGGGUGGACACGUCAGCAGCCAACAGCACGUCCGAGGGCUUGAUGUGGCUGCGGCUCGUGCAGUCGGCGCGGGACCGGGACGAGCAGAACCUCGAGGCCUACGUGAAGAAUGGACAGCUGUUCUACCGGUCUCUCCGGAGGAUCGAGAAGGACGAGGAGCUGUUGGUCUGGUACGGGAAAGACCUGAUUGAGCUGCUGCUGCUGCUCAAUGCCGGUAAAGCGCCGGUCAAGGCCAAGGGGUCCACUCCCUACUCCUGUCCUGACUGCAACCAGCGCUUCCAGUUUGAGUUCCCCUUCCUGGCCCAUCUGAGGUUCCGCUGCACCAAGAGACUACAGAGCAUGGCGGCAGGCAGUGUGGACGAGGAGGUCCCCAGUAAGGAGCCAAGCACUGAGCGCCCUAACCCCAUCCUUACAACUACCACACCCACCAGAGCUAGCCCUAAACUGGGCCGCUCGGAUGGGGACAGCGCCAAACCCUCCACAGACUUCCAUAACCUAGCCAGAGACCUCGAGAACAGUCGCACCAGUCCGCCGAGCGACCGUGAGGCUGAGAUCCGCAGCGAGAGCUCUGGGAAGAGGAAGUUCUCCGAUGUGGAGGACAGAGUGAGGGAUGGUAGCAGCGCCUCUCUGAGUCUGUCUCAGUCUCACAAGUCUAAGGAGGAGCUGGCUAGCUCAGCACAGAACUAUCGGGGAGUGUACGGCCUGGAGGAGAAACGACGAGGGCCGACGUUCUCCCCACCAGGGUCGGGAUCCACUGAGUCAGGCGGUGAGGGUAAACGCAGCGCCUUCACCGAGGUCAAGAAGUCUCCACAGAGCCUAAAGGCGCACGGUACCAGUGGCGGCACCAAAAACCUCCAGAGCUCCAACGCCGAAAACAAGGACGGCGGUCGGCCCGGCCCCGUCAACAACCCUCCCCAGGAGAAGCAUCUCAACAUCAGGCAGGUUCUGUCGGAGACUCAGCCUGUCCAGCCACAGACCCGCAUGGAGGCCUCUCCUCUAGGGAGCGCCUUCACCUCCGUAGCCCAGCACGGUGGGGGGAACAGCGGGGAGAGGAAGAGCGCAUUCAGCCAACCCUCCCGCCACGCUACCUCCUCCUUCUCCCAGAUCUCUCCUCUGGUCAUGACCACGCCCAAACACCUGGACUGCCACCCUGCGGUGGGCGACACCAUCUCCUCCUCUAGACUCUACCAGGCUGACCACCUGGCCGCCAAACUCCACGGCGCCGAGCUGGGCGCCAACUGCCCCGUGCCGGGCGCCAUGUCCAAGCAGAGCCCGUUCCUCUACGCAGCGGCUGCUGCCACAGCCUACUGGCCUAAGAGCCAGGGCCACAUCCAGCUGCAGAUGCCCUCAGCAUUAACCUUACUCCCCCCCUCCUUCACCUCUCUGUGUCUGCCCGCCCAGAACUGGUGCGCCAAGUGCAACGCCUCCUUCAGGAUGACCUCUGACCUGGUGUACCACAUGAGGUCGCACCACAAGAAGGAGUUCGCCAUGGAGCCGAUGGUUAAGAGGAGGCGGGAGGAGAAACUCAAGUGUCCUAUCUGUAACGAGUCGUUCAGGGAGAGGCACCACCUCUCGCGUCACAUGACCUCCCACAAUUGACAUUCAGAUCAAUAACAGACCGUUUUCACGCUGCUAGGGGGGCGAACCGAGUCGAGCUGUACUGGCCUGGUUACGGAAUUGCAUUUUGAUGAAGGAAGCCUUGCUUGAAAGGACAGUGUGUAAAGAAUAUACUGUAGACGAACCAGCACAUUAAGGUUUGGCCACUGACGUUGCUGGGAUGGACCAUAAAGGACUAUGGGAAAAUAGUAUACCCGUGCCAGGCCAGCACAGCACGGUUUGAGUCGGCACGAUAGUGGGAAAAGGGUAUCACAUCACAGACCAUGGGGAGGAACUUUUUUGCUGACUGACUGACUGGCUGAGUGGGUAUAUGACUGACUGGCUGUCUGAGUGGGUAUAUGACUGACUGGCUGUCUGACUGACUGGCUGGCUGAGUGGCUAUAUGACUGACUGGCUGAGUGGGUAUAUGACUGAAUGGCUGAGUGGGUAUAUGACUGGCUGGCUGUCUGACACUGACUGGCUAUAUGACUGGCUGGCUAUAUGACUGGCUGGCUGGCUAUAUGACUGGCUGGCUGGCUGACACUGACUGGCUAUACGACUGGUUGACUGACUGAC
This is a messenger RNA of Oncorhynchus gorbuscha (pink salmon), 2580 nucleotides long. It is a transcript of the gene prdm8b, whose product is annotated as PR domain containing 8b. NCBI's taxonomy places the organism in Eukaryota, Metazoa, Chordata, Actinopteri, Salmoniformes, Salmonidae. The record is from RefSeq and is a predicted model, not a curated record. Gene Ontology annotation, cellular component: nucleus. Gene Ontology annotation, biological process: regulation of DNA-templated transcription. Gene Ontology annotation, molecular function: protein binding. The transcript has 4 exons. Bases 193 to 2007 code for a protein of 604 amino acids.